UCCCCUUUUUCUUACACCCAAACAAAUCCGAACGGAAAACAAAAUAGCAGCACGCCCACACACAGACACAGUCAUCUUUUCUAUCUGCACAUUUUUCCCUUCCCUCCUCCGCCUUUCCGAACCUCUCAACCCCAAUUCUGUUUCCCCUCCGCAACCAAAUCGCUGAAUUUCCCCGCCGAUUCUCUCGCUUCCGUUUCCAUGGAAGUACGUUUCCAUCGCCAUGCCUUCGUAUCUUCAAGCUCUUCAAGUCCUUCCUUUUCUCGAAACACAAUUCAAGCAAAAGCUUUUGCUAAAAGAGUGGUUCAGUUUGGUUACCUAAUGCAUUGUAGUAGAGCAAGGAGAAGGAGCCUUAAGCGACUCGCUUUUCUUGGAAAUGGUAGUUAUAGUUCUUGUUACCAAUUGGUAGGGUCUAGAAAACAGAAUUUCGACUUCUAUCGAAGGAGAAGGUUGGGCUGCUUAUUGCCAUGUGGAUCUGCUGAUGACAGUGUAACGGUUAACGGGAGCCCCACACCAAGCACCAGUGGGGAUGUGGAGGAAAUUAGAAUGAAACUCAAUCAGUCACUUCAAGGGGAAGAUCAAGGUGAUACACUGGUUCAGUCUUUGCAUGAUGCAGCCAGGGUUUUUGAAUUGGCAAUUAAAGAGCGAGGCCUUGUAUCCAAAUUUUCCUGGUUCUCAACAGCCUGGCUUGGUGGAGAUGGUAACGCGUGGCUGAAAACGUUGUCUUAUCAGGCUUCUGUCUAUUCCUUAUUGCAAGCAGCUUGUGAGAUUUCAUCGCGGCGGAGUGGCGGAGACAAGGAUGUAAACAUUUUUGUUCAGAGAAGCUUAUUAAGGGUAUCUGCUUCAUUGGAGAGCCUAAUCAGGGAAAAACUAUCUGCAAAGCAACUUGAACCUAGUGAAUGGUUUUGGGCUGAACAAAUUCCAUUGGUUGUGACAUCCUUUGUCAAUUACUUUGAUGGUGCCCCACGUUUUACUGUUGCCACAGCAGUGUCUGGGAGAGGCAUGUACUUGGGCUCUGACGGUGGAACUGAUACUUCAAUCCUCUUACUUGCAUUGACUUGUAUUGCUGCAAUCACAAAACUUGGCCCCGCAAAAAUUUCUUGCCCCCAAUUAUUUCCAGUAGAUAUUACUGGCAAAAUGAUGGACAUGCUGGUUGAUUUGAUUCCAAUACGUCAGGCUUAUCGUGCAAUCAAGGAUAUAGGUCUACGCAGAGAAUUUCUUGUCCAUUUUGGACCUCGGGCAGCAGCAUGCAGGGUGCAGGAUGAUCUUGGCGCGGAAGAAGUUGCUUUCUGGGUUAAUCUAGUGCAGAAGCAGCUCCAACGUGCUAUAGAUAGGGAGAAAAUAUGGUCAAGACUGACAACAUCUGAAAGUAUCGAGGUUCUGGACAAGGAUUUGGCUGUAAUUGGAUUUUUUAUUGCCUUGGGAAGAAGCACACAGUCCUUCUUAUCUGCAAAUGGAUUUGACGUAGUUAACGAGCCUAUUGAUGGUUUCCUGAGGUAUCUAAUCAGUGGCAGCGUAUUAUAUUAUCCUCAACUUUCAUCAAUAAGCUCUUAUCAGUUGUAUGUGGAAGUCGUUUGUGAGGAGCUAGACUGGCUUCAAUUUUAUCCAGGACACACCAACACCUUAAAACAGUCGUAUGGUCAUGGAAAACAAGAAAAUCCUCCAAAUGCCGAGGCCAUUCCUCAAGUACUUGACGUCUGCUCUCAUUGGAUGCAAAGCUUUAUAAAAUAUAGUAAAUGGGUGGAGAAUCCUUCUAAUGUCAAGGCGGCGAGGUUCCUAUCUAAGGGGCACAAGAAACUGAUGGAAUGUGUGGAUGAACUGGGGAUAUCAAGGAAUGUUGUAGAGAACGAUAGCAACUUCUUUAUUGAGAGAGCCGGAUCUAGUACUUACUUACCAACUAAGCAGGAGAAAGAUUCUUUUGAAAAGGUUUGUCCUCUGUGCUACUUGCCAGUUACAUGGAUUGUGUCUCACUUUGCUCUCAUAGUCUGUGAAUCUCUCCCGUAUUAUAAUUAUUAAUUAAUAUUAGUAUGAAUAUCUCUCCUCUCUCUUAUUCCUUUUGCGUCACUGUUGCUGUAUUUUCAUCAGUUGUCAUAUUAAGUUGAGUGCCAUCACAGCUUGAUGAAAGGUUUAAACUCAAGAUGUUAUUUUGGGAUCUGCCCUGCAGGCAGUAAACUUGGCAAAGCAACCUGGUAAAAAGGCAUUGGAAGGAGUCGAAGAAGCUCUCAUAAGAUUGGAGAAUUUGCUGCAAGAGUUCCAGGUUUCAAGUUCUAGUCGGGGAAAGGAGCAGUUGAAAGCAGCUUGUUCUGAUCUUGAAAAAAUAAGGAAACUCAAGAAAGAGGCUGAAUUUCUUGAGGUAUCAUUCAGAGUUAAAGCAGAAUCUUUAGAUCAGGGAGAUGAGGAUAACAAUCCGCAGUCUUCUGGUCGUGAGCAGCAACAGUAUUUGGAAGGAAGCAUAGAGCCCAGUGACAGGGAACUUCAAGGACUGCGAAGCUUCAUAGAUUUUCCAACCAAGAAGCCUGACUCUGAAUUAUCAAGUUUGGGGGUUGCAAAGUCAGAGUCUAUCAAAAUUCAACGUUUUGAACUGAUAAGGAAUGAGUUGGUGGAACUAGAAAAGCGGGUAAAAAGAAGUACAGAUCAGUAUGAAAAUGAAGAGGACGUUGAAAGCACAGGUGAUAGGACUUCAGUUUCUGUGUUCUUCCCAGCUAAGAAGAAGGAAGAUAUUAUUGCAAGCUCGGUAGAAAAACUGAAAGAAACUAGCAUGGAUGUCUUGCAAGGAACACAGCUCCUAGCCAUUGAUGUUGGCGCAGCGAUGGGACUGCUUAGAAGGUCCUUGAUUGGAGACGAGCUAACAGAGAAAGAGAAACGUGCUCUUCAAAGAACUGUGACCGAUGUGGCAUCUGUGGUUCCUAUUGGUGUUCUCAUGCUUCUUCCUGUUACUGCAGUUGGCCAUGCAGCAAUUCUAGCUGCUAUUCAGCGAUAUGCACCGGGUAUGAUACCUUCGACAUACGGACCAGAGAGGCUCUAUCUCUUGAGACAGCUCGAAAAAGUGAAGCAAACAGAAGCCUCUGAAGUCGACCCCCAGGAAAGCGUCGAGCCCUCAUCCUAAUCCUUAAAACCAAACAAGUCCCCUCAUCUUAUGUACAUCCGUUCCGGGGAGUGUAAAAAGAAAGUUUUGCCUCAUCAUCUGUUGGUUCUGAAUCCCAUCGACAGCAAAUGAGCAUACAGAAUCUCAUUCCACACAUCUGGGAUUCCUGGCAGGCACCAGUGGCUGCAGUCCUGAGGAGCGUCCGGCGGGGUCCCCGGCUCACGGUAGCGAGAUGGGUGCCCGUCGCUCCUGUACUCUGUCAGAUGUGUAAUGUUCAAGUACUCAACUCUCUUGUAGUUUCCCUGUCUCAUCUCUGUAAUCACUUCAGAAAUCGGUCGAUUGUUUGCUGGCUCGGGAGCUACAAGCUUCGAGUUCGCCUCCGGUUGCAGGUCCAGAUCGCAGUGCCCUCCAUCUUUCCACGUCCCAUUCCUGCAACAGUGACAGCGUUUCGUCAUCCAUAUUCAAGCAGCGAAAGGGGUAAAAAAAAAAAGGGCAGGGAUGUUCUGUAUUGUGAGAGUCAACAUGCCUGUAAUGAGCAGGGGAAUAACUGCGAAAGAAGACAUGACUCUUCUCAGGAUCCAAAUUCUCAGUCACCCAUUUCCUCCACGUCUGCAGCGACCUCUGGAACGCCUCCAUAACCCCCAUCGUCUUGUUUAUUACUCCAUUUUCUUCAAAAUAGUGACCCCUGGAGAUAAAACAGAGCAAAUAAACAAACGUCAUUUCCAUGGAGAAUUCGUGCUCUGCUGCCCGGUACGACUAAAAAGGAGCCAAUUCGUACAUGUAGAUGGUUUUGUACUCGUUCCACCAAUGUCCAGCAUUGAAAACCAGCACGUCCGCGCCGACCCAUCUCUUGGAGAACCAGUGGAGCUGGUCGACCUUGAUCGCCAUCUUGACCUCCGGCGGCGACCCUCGAGGCGGCCGGCCGAUGAUCACCAGGAAGGGCAGCCUGUAGUACUCGACGGUGAGGUUGUACUCGCUGAACCGCAUGACGAGGAAGCCUCUGUGCUUGGAGAUUGGCUUCCCGUUGACCUCGUAGAUCGCGGCGGCGGACGUGUUGGAGACCCCCUGUGCCAGCAUGCAGAGGAAAGACUCCCACUGGUUCCGGCCGAUCGAGUCUCCGGCGAACACUAUCCUCCCGUUCCUCGCCCUCUCCAGAAAGUCCGUCGCGUUGAAUCUGGGUAAGUUACAGCGACGUGGCUGCCAGCGCCAGUUGAGAUAGUCCACGUCAGCCCUGCCGUUCCAGCGACAGCGGAAGCCGGGAUCAAGAAACGGGCAGUCUUCGCCAUAGGAUCCGACGACGUUGUUCUUCCUCUCGUCGCGGACCCAGUCGCCGUCGCCGUAGUCCCGGCAGAUCGGCAAGGUCCGGGACAAGAACCCGACCCGGAAGUAUGAGACCGGGUCGAGCGGGGCGAGGAGAUCGAAGGCGUAGAGAGAAGAUCCGAUGAGGAGAAAGAAGGAAAGAAAAGCGUAGGCGAGUUCCCUCCGAAUUAUAACCGCCGCUGCGGCUGCGGCUUUUGGGGAUCGUCGGCGGUGUGAUCUUUAUGGUGAUCAUUAUGACGACGAUGGUUAUCGUCCAUUAGAAUUAGAAGAAGGGUUUUGCUGAUCAGAGGCGAGAAACAAGGCGGUAACGGAAAGAAUUAAGGAAAGGAUGAAGGGAAAGGGGGAAAGAGAGGUUUUGAGAGAGAGGACGAUGAGGAGAGAGAUCGUGUCACAUUAAGGUUCUUUCUUGCAUGGAAGGUAUUAGAAUUAGAGCAAUAGUCGGAAUUCCCUUCUUUCUUUCUUUCUUACUUUCUUUCUUUUUAUUUUACUUUAUUUAUUGAUAUAAUCGGGUUUAGGGUUUUUGGUAGGGGAGGAGAGAACAAAGAUUUCGGGU
This is a messenger RNA of Linum tenue, 4955 nucleotides long. NCBI's taxonomy places the organism in Eukaryota, Viridiplantae, Streptophyta, Magnoliopsida, Malpighiales, Linaceae. The record is from the annotation of a GenBank genome assembly.